Molecule: messenger RNA, 406 nt
Organism: Spirodela intermedia
Lineage: Eukaryota; Viridiplantae; Streptophyta; Magnoliopsida; Alismatales; Araceae
Source: the annotation of a GenBank genome assembly
AUGGAAGAGAUCAACAAAGUCUGCUGCAUGUGUGGCGACGUCGGCUUCGCCGAUAAGCUCUUCCGAUGCUGCCGGUGCUUCUCUCGCGUCCAGCACUCGUACGCCUGCUCCCCCUUCUCUCUCCCCUCCCACCGUCGCCGUCGUUCCUUCUCUUGGUCAUCUACGCGAGCUUAUCCUCCCUCACUCUGUCUCUCUCAGGUACUGCAGCAGCUUCUACGAGGAGGGCUCGUCGGAGUGCGCGGAACUCUGCGACUGGUGCCGCAGCGAAGAGCGCAGCGCCGCGAGGCAUCAGAGCUCGAAGAAGCCGCCGGCGGGGAAGGAGAGGGACGCCACCCGCGGCAAGAGCCGGCUCCCCGCCCGCCCACCCGUCCGCAGGUACAAGCUGCUCAAGGACGUCAUCUGCUGA